Rotaria socialis is the source of this 1260-nucleotide messenger RNA. The record is from the annotation of a GenBank genome assembly. NCBI's taxonomy places the organism in Eukaryota, Metazoa, Rotifera, Eurotatoria, Philodinida, Philodinidae.
AUGAUGUGUGACAAUCUUUCAGUCUACAAAACAUCGGUUCCAUCAACAGCAAUACUUCCUCAAGCUCAAUCAACAAGAAUGAAUACACAGUGUUUUCCUGUGUAUGAUGACACUGAUGAACAUCGAUCAUAUAUGAGUGUCAAAAGAAAACUAUCAGACUAUGAAGAUAACAGUUCAUCAAUACAAACAUUAAAUUACAUAUCAACAUCGUUCGAUUGUAAUAGUAGUGACGAAUCUGAUGACGAUGACAACGAUGGUGAUGAUAAUGACGACGACGAUGACGAUGAUAAUGAUGAAAAUUCUGGUGAAGAUGAAAUAACAAGUGAUGAUGAAUCACAUCAUGUAAAUCCUUCAACAAUACCUUGUACAAUAAUACAACGACGUCAUAGUGAUACAAUUCAUACAUCCUAUGGUACACCAAUUGUGAAACGUCGUUGCACAUAUUCAUCAAUGCACGAUGAUGAACAAAAACGUACUGUUCUUGUUGAAUCAUAUCGAAAGUUGCGUGGUGUUAAAAAACCUAAAUUACAAGUUAGUUUACUUAUAUGUAAUUUAAUAAAACGGUUAGAAAAAACUUUUACAAAAACUCCUCCACUAAGACAAGAACAAGAACAUGAACAAGAACAUGUACAGUAUUAUCAACAUAAUCGAACAACUAAUCGUUCAUCAUCGUCAGAUAGUCUUUAUAUGUCGUCGUCGUCGUCGUCGUCGUCGUCGUCGUCAUUAUCAUCAGCAUUAGUAAAUGAUGAAAUUGAAGCAACAAACCAACAGUAUUCUCAUUCACAUUCACAUUCAUCAAAUUAUGAUUCGGAUAAAGUAUUAUUGCCAGUCAAUGACUUGAGAUCAACUCCUUCAAUGUAUCAUCCGUCAUCAACUGAUGCAUAUUGGCUUGCUCAAUCAAAUUUUGCAGUACCUGUUCUAUCGAUAUCAGAUGAUGAUGAUGUUGAUGUAUCAUUACAUGGUGGUGGUGAUUACCUUGAUUUAAGUGACAAUACAUUAUCGUCUUCCUUUUCAUCAUGUUCUCGUUCAUCUUCUUCUUCAUCAAAUGAUUGUUCAUUAACAUCUUCCCCUACUAUAACGAAACUCCUUGUUGAUAAUAAUAAUAAUAACAAUAAUAAUAAUAACAACAACAACAAUAACAACGAUGGUUAUUUUAUUUAUCAUCAUCACCAUCAUCAUCAUUCUUCAUCAACGACAGGGCAAACUUUUUUCUAUCCUCAUAAUGAAAAUAAUACCGUUGAUAUAAUAACAACUGCCUGA